AUGCUGAGAUUUAAGCGAAAACAAAACGAAAGCUUUGUGGCAAAACCUUCACAAACUCAGCAUUUAGGCAUAAAAUUAGCGUCAAGUUGCCUGCAGAUCAGCUACUCUUCUUUGUAUCUUUAUGACGAAAGUAAUGAAAAUUUAUGUAGUAAACAUUUUUGUAAAAGCGACGAAAGAGGAAAUAGAAUAAAAAAACAAAGAAAUUAUGUUGGCAAAAUUUGA
Clunio marinus is the source of this 222-nucleotide messenger RNA. The record is from the annotation of a GenBank genome assembly. NCBI's taxonomy places the organism in Eukaryota, Metazoa, Arthropoda, Insecta, Diptera, Chironomidae.